CCACUGGCUGGCCUCGCAGGCCUACCAGGAUGGAGGGGCAUGCUGAAAUGGAGAUGCUGAGAACCCUGAAGGGGCCCUCUACAGGGGAGGUCAGCGUGCACCUGGUGGCCAGGGGCAGCCCCGGUUCUGGCCCUCACCUGCCCACUACUGCCUUCAUCAUUCCAGCCAGCUCUGCCACCCUUGGCCUGCCCAGCAGUUCCCUGGAUGUGCCCUGCUUUCCACGGGAGCCGAUCCAUGUGGGCGCCCCGCAGCGAGUGCCCGGCAGCGUACCUGUCAUGGCCACCGUUCUGCCGCAGUUGAGCGCAGGGACGGCGGCCAGCUCCAGCGCCAGCACAGUGCGGCUUCUGGGGUGGACCGAGGCCGAGGCCCCGGCCCCGCCUCCUGGGGGCGGCCUACGGUGCCGGCUACCGGAGUACGCGCCACUGAACAUGGUGGAGGCUACAUAUGGUAACGAGCUGCGUCGGGAAGGUGUGGCCGAGUACGAAGCCGGCCAGGCGCCGGCGGGAGGCGGCGAUGCGGGCCCCCAACAGCCGGCGGACCUCCCCCACGACCCUCCAGGAGACCCCCCGCAAGACCCCCCAGAGAAUGGUGCCACCUGUCAGUGCCAGGCGUGUGAGCCUCAGCCAGGCUCCCGUCCAGAUCCUGGCUCCUCCAGGGAUGGCUGCCCCCCGCUGUUUCAGGAGCGGUCAGUCAUAGUGGAGAACUCCUCCGGCCAGAAAUACUACACCAGCACUUCCGAGCUCCUCAAGCCCGUGAAGAAGAGGAAGUACAGGGAGUACCACAGUCCAUCAGAGGAGUCGGAGCCAGAUGCCGCGGAGAAGCGAGAAGAAAGGAAGGAUCCGGAGGGACAGCCCACAGCUAGCAUCCCAGAGAGUGAGGAGUGGAACGGCAGCCAGCCUGCGUCAGGGGAGAAGAAGGAAGGCUGGUCCUGGGAGUCUUACCUUGAGGAGCAGAAGGCCAUCACCGCCCCGGUCAGCCUCUUCCAGGACUACCAGGCGGUCACUCAUAACAAGAACGGCUUCAGAUUGGGCAUGAAGUUGGAAGGCAUCGACCCUCAGCACCCAUCCAUGUACUUCAUCCUCACCGUGGCCGAGGUGUGUGGCUAUCGUCUCCGACUGCAUUUUGAUGGGUAUUCUGAGUGCCAUGACUUCUGGAUCAAUGCCAACUCCCCUGACAUCCACCCUGCUGGCUGGUUUGAGAAGACUGGGCACAGGCUGCAGCCCCCCAAAGGUUACAAGGAGGAGGAGUUCAGCUGGAGUCAGUACCUGCGCAGCACAAGAGCUCAGGCUGCCCCCAAGCACCUGUUUGUGAGCCAAAGCCACAGUCCCCCACCCCUGGGCUUCCAGGUGGGCAUGAAGCUGGAGGCUGUGGACCGUAUGAACCCAUCCCUCGUCUGUGUGGCCAGCGUGACCGACGUGGUGGACAGCCGCUUCCUGGUGCACUUUGACAACUGGGACGAUACUUACGACUACUGGUGUGAUCCCAGCAGCCCCUACAUCCACCCGGUUGGCUGGUGCCAGAAGCAAGGAAAGCCCCUCACACCUCCACAAGACUACCCAGACCCUGACAGCUUCUGUUGGGAGAAAUAUCUGGAGGAAACUGGGACCUCUGCCGUGCCCACCUGGGCCUUCAAGGUGCGACCCCCGCACGGCUUUCUUGUUAACAUGAAGCUGGAGGCCGUGGACCGCAGGAACCCAUCCCUGAUCCGUGUGGCCAGUGUGGAGGAUGUGGAGGACCAUCGGAUAAAGCUCCACUUUGAUGGCUGGAGUCAUGCCUUUGACUUCUGGAUUGAUGCCGACCACCCGGACAUCCACCCCGCCGGCUGGUGCUCCAAGACAGGGCAUCCCCUGCAGCCUCCUCUCCAUCCCAGAGAGCUCGGCUCUGCCUCCCCUGAGAGCUGUUCCCCUCUCAGCUAUCGGGGCCUGCCGCACACGAGGACCUCCAAGUACAGCUUCCACCACCGGAAGUGCCCCACGCCUGGUUGUGAUGGGUCCGGCCACAUCACAGGCAAGUUCACAGCUCACCAUUGCCUCUCGGGGUGCCCCCUGGCUGAGAGAAACCAGAACCGGCUGAAAGUGGAGCUGUCCGACUCAGAGGCCUCGGCCCGUAAGAGGAACCUCUCGGGCUUCUCCCUAAGGAAGAAGCCUCGCCAUCAUGGCCGGACUGGGCGCCCUCCAAAGUAUCAGAAGAUUACACAAGAAGAGUUGGCGACACUAACGACCGAUGUCAUCCACCAGUCCUUCUUCAUGUCAUCCCUGUCGGCCCACGCUGACCGGUCCCUCUCAGUGUGCUGGGAGCAGCACUGCAAGCUCCUGCCGGGAGUGGCGGGCAUCUCGGCCUCGACAGUGGCCAAGUGGACCAUCGAUGAGGUCUUCGGCUUCGUUCAGACCCUGACAGGUUGUGAGGACCAAGCACGACUCUUCAAAGAUGAGGUAAGUGAGGUUAGUCAUAGCCACACCUCUGGGAAACAUCUGGUACGGACCGUGGCCCAGCUUGGGAACCCUCUGUAUCCAGACCCCCAGGAAGGAAGAAGCAUCCUGGAGACGAGCAUGUUCUGUGAUACAAAAAAGCAACGGCCAGAGCAAGGAGGUGUGCUGGUGGACCGGCAGUACCCAAUGAUUGAUGGCGAGGCCUUCCUUUUGCUGACACAGGCGGACAUUGUGAAGAUCAUGAGCGUCAAGCUGGGUCCAGCCUUGAAGAUCUAUAACGCCAUUCUCAUGUUCAAAAACGCCGAUGACACCUUAAAGUGA
Molecule: messenger RNA, 2750 nt
Organism: Myotis lucifugus (little brown bat)
Lineage: Eukaryota; Metazoa; Chordata; Mammalia; Chiroptera; Vespertilionidae
Gene: L3MBTL1
Product: L3MBTL1, histone methyl-lysine binding protein
Biological process (GO): regulation of DNA-templated transcription
Cellular component (GO): nucleus
Molecular function (GO): zinc ion binding
Source: RefSeq, a predicted model, not a curated record